CAAAGGCCGUUCCUAUGCGGCAUGUCGGGCCCCUAGGAGGGACCUGGAAUGGAGCCCAAACAGGAGAAAGUAGCCGGGGCCCGGUGCCACCCCUCUGCCAUUGGCUGGGGCAGAAUAGCCCACGGCAGCUGAUAGUUAUCUCAGGUAGAAUUGCCCCAUUUUCCCUGCAGGGUAUAAAAGGGGGAGAGGGAGAAGUUCCACCCUGCGGGUUUGCUGGAGAGCAGGAAUUGCGGAGGGAUAUGCCAGCUGGGGGCCACAGGACUGCCGGGCACUGAGUAUACAGUAUUUCCUACAGGGAGCGUGAUGGAGCGAAUGGAUUCCCCACGUGUUCCCUACUGAGAAUCCCACGGAUAGUUCCGGCUCGGAUUGUUCUACAGACAUUUCAAUCAUUAUCUGCCCCCAACGCGGAGCAAUGGUGCUUUGGGGUCUCGGUCUGGUAACUGUGCUCAUUGCCUCGGCUGCGGCCAAGUGCACCCCCAACAAAGUAGAUGCCAUUAUCGUGCAUUGCUACCCCAGGUCUAUAGUUGCCAAAAUCCCUGAAUGUCCCUACGGAUGGGAAAUCAACCAGCUCGCUAUGGGAGGGGUCUGCUACAAUGGGGUCGUCGAGUCGGGAUAUUACCAGUUCACUAUUCCUGAUUUAUCCCCAAGGAACAAGUCCUACUGCGGGACACACUCGGAAUUCAAGAACCCAAUCUACCACUUCUACAACUCCAUAGUGUCCAACGACAGCACCCUGAUAGUGAAGAGUCAGCCGGUCAACUACUCGUUCACGUGCACGUACCAGUCCAACUACCUGGUUAGCCACGGCGCCUUCGACCAAAGAGUAGCUACAGUUCAUGUGAAGAAUGGCAGCUCGGGAUCCUUUGAAAGCCAACUCUCUCUCAAUUUCUACUCUAACGCCAAGUUUUCUUCCCAAAAGGAAGCUCCUUUUGUAGUGGAAACGUCGGACAUUGGCACCGAUGUGUUUGCCGGAGUGGAAGCCAAAGGACUCAGCAGCAGGUUCAAGGUGGUGCUGAAUUACUGCUGGGCGACCCCAUCGCCAGAUUACGCCUAUCACAUCCAGUGGCAGCUGAUCAGCAAAGGGUGCCCCUCGGAUAACACGGUGCUGGUACAUGAGAAUGGGAAGGAUAGCCGGGCCACAUUCCAGUUCAACGCUUUCCGCUUCCAGAAUGUUCCCAAACUAUCCAAGGUCUGGCUGCACUGCGAGACCUACAUGUGCGACAGUGAGAAGUUCAACUGCCCCGUGUUAUGUGGAAAGCGCAAACAGCAAAAAGAGCAAAGUGGAGGGGUUUUGGUAGCGGAAUUUCUUCUCCAGACCGCCCUGGGCAAUGCUAUGCUGUUGGUAGGGAUUUACAGCCUGUGGGUUUGAAAUGAGACCCCUAAGACUCCCAUGAGAGUGAGUGACGCCUCUCUCCCCCCGAUGAGACUGCUCCGUAUGGCCCGUCCCACGCUGCGCUCAGGAAAACGGAACCGAUUAUCCCUGUACUGUCUCAGUCUUCCGUGUUACACGCUCCAUCCAUCUCACAAGGCGCAUUGUACUGGCUAUUGGUUGGUUAUUGAUUGGUUAUUGACUGGUUAUUGAUUGGUUAUUGAUUGGAAUGCAAGUUAUUAUUAUUGGAUCUCUAAGGUGUCUCUUGCAAUGGCGCUCUCCUUUAUAUUAUAUAUAUUUCAGAACGGUGCAUAAAAAAAGAUUGUGGAAUUUAUUUUUUUUUGGUUUCUCCAAAAAAUUCUACCUAUUUCUAGUCUGCAUGUGAAAACCCAUUGUUUAUAAGGGUCCAUUUUUAUUGUUUUUUGUUCAGGCCCUCUAAUAUUCAACAUUUUGACUUACAAACCGCUGCCUGGUUGCUAGGGUAAUAAAGCCCUAUUAACUACAUAGUGGAACUGUCAGGUCUGCAAUUUACAGAACAAAAUGUAAAUAUUUCUUAUUAAAAAUGAAGAGCAAUAGCAA
Molecule: messenger RNA, 1948 nt
Organism: Xenopus tropicalis (tropical clawed frog)
Lineage: Eukaryota; Metazoa; Chordata; Amphibia; Anura; Pipidae
Gene: tectb
Product: tectorin beta
Exons: 10
Coding region: 413-1369 (318 amino acids)
Cellular component (GO): extracellular region; plasma membrane
Source: RefSeq, a predicted model, not a curated record